This is a messenger RNA of Pyricularia oryzae 70-15, 1001 nucleotides long. RefSeq lists its product as uncharacterized. Lineage: Eukaryota; Fungi; Ascomycota; Sordariomycetes; Magnaporthales; Pyriculariaceae. Gene Ontology annotation, molecular function: GTP binding; GTPase activity. The transcript has 3 exons. The coding region runs from base 210 to 1001 and encodes 263 amino acids. The record is from RefSeq and is a predicted model, not a curated record.
UGAUUUCUGUACACUCACUGAUUCCUUGACUUGACAUUUCCUCGAAAUGUGGAAAGUUCGGAGAUCAACAGCUCUUCAACACCAGUCAGCCACUUGGUGUCUAUAUGGAAAUCGCACCUCGAGCCACCACGGCCAGUACUUCCAGUCUUGUGCCACUGCCUUGUGUGCAGAGUUAAAACUGACAUUCGGCCAAUUUUGUUAUCAUCACCAUGGGUUCAAUGCAAUGGACCGAUGAAGAGGCCAACUAUCUAAAGGCCAUCUUCACAUGGCAAGAGGUACAAGGCGACGACAUGACUUCGGAUCGAACUAGCAGGUUAAGCCAGUUCGAGGCACAGAAUCGGCGCCCUGCAGAGGCCAAGGGUGAGGUGAAGACGGAGAGCGAUUUUCGUGUACUUAUCGUUGGCGCCAAAGGCUGCGGGAAAACAAGUGUUCUCACUAGGAUCGACGGUCUCAGCUACAACGUGGAUGUACUCGAGCUACCAUCAAAACAUCUCACCACUAACCUGAUGCUGGAACAAGCACUGGCGAUUACCGAGGGCGCGGUGCUUCUGUACGACAUAACCGACCAAGACUCGCUCGAGCUUGCGAUCCGCGUCCAGAGGUUCAUAAGUGGCUCAUUUCGGAGCAGCAACCCAAAGAACCGCGGGAUCCGUCGGGAUUAUGGCCUGGUCCUUGUCGGAAACAAGAGCGACGUCGAUGAAGAGGAACGCCGGGUGGCCUGGGCUGGGGGCUUCAAGACUGCAUCUGCAUUCGACAUGGGCUGCUCCUUUCUGGAGAUAAGCGCAAGGACUGGCGACAAUGUCAAAGAAAUGUUUCCUGCCGUAUGUCGGGAGAUACUCAGGCUGAGGCAGCAGAGCAGGAAACGUCAAGAGGAAGCCGAGAUUGCUGCGCUGCUCAGGCUCGAGACACAGGCUGGAGCGGGUGGUGGUUCGAGAAAAAGAGGUUUCUGGAGAACUCUCAUCAAUCCAUUUGCCGGGCGGCGUGAUUCUGUGCGGGCUUGA